Molecule: messenger RNA, 750 nt
Organism: Colletotrichum graminicola M1.001
Lineage: Eukaryota; Fungi; Ascomycota; Sordariomycetes; Glomerellales; Glomerellaceae
Exons: 1
Coding region: 1-750 (249 amino acids)
Source: RefSeq, a predicted model, not a curated record
AUGGCCAAUCGCACUUUUGACAAGUUCUUUGACCUCCCCGUCGAGAUCCGAGACCAAAUCAUCUCGUACCUCUGCCUGCUCCCGAACCCGAUCCAAAUCGGCCCCACCGAGACCUCGGAGAUCCCCUUCCCGCACGACCUGCUGCUCUCCCACCCGUUUCUCUACGCCGCCGGCUCCGCCGUCUUCUACGAGCAGAACCGCUUCGUCCUCAACCUCCAGACCGGGGCCCGUGCCGCCGUCGAGCGCGCCAUCUGCGACGGCAGCGUGCCAUGGCUCCUGGGCAAUGUCCGGGCCCGCCGUCGCCUCCGGCACCUCGAGCUCUCGCCGGGCCGCCUGGGCAACGUCUUCCAGACCCACGUCUCGCCGGCCGUGGCGGAUAUGAUCCUCAACGGCGCCCUGCGCCACCUGAGGCUCGUGCUGUACCCGACGAGCGCCGACAAGGUGGUCUUCAACCAGGCCGCCGCCGACGCUCAGUCGAGGAGGGCCGCCAUCACGCGGCGCGACGACGCCUUUGCCCAUUCCCAGCCGUUCAAGGCGCUGUUGCGGUUGCUGGCUGAUCCCGACCUAGAGACAGCCGAGCUUUACGUCGACCCCAUCCACCGCGACUUUUGGUGUGAGUUCCACGAGGGCGUGGCGUGUUGCAAGGGGCAUCGGAAGGGGCCCUGGCAGCUCAUACCCAUCGACUGGAGGAGGCUGGCUGCCACUUACGCUCAGGAUCAUGAGCUCAGUAUUGUCCGGGUGGGCUGCUGA